UGAAUAAUAACAAAGGCAAGCCUGAAAUUGAGAAAGAAAGAAAAAUGGGGUUAGGGGCAUCAAAGCGAGUGAACAACAGUCUACGCAACUCGUCCCAAUUCAACUCAGCAUGCGACUCAGCGUUCACCCACUGCCUCUCCCUAACCCAGCACGCCUACGACGGCGUCCUCCCUUACCAACUCAAAACCGCUUCCGAUCACAUCCACACCCUCCUCCUCUCCGACACCAACCCCCACCCACUCAUCCACAAGUGGGUCGCAACUCCCCCUGACCGCUCCCAAGUUGACUCCGCCCUCCGCCGCGUGAACCACCGCGGCGAAACCCUCGGAUCCGCCCCCUUCAAGGAUUGGGCUCACGAGCUCUACACUGAUGCCGUGGUGGCCGGUGCUGGCAAAGCGCUUAUGCUGCGAGUUCCGGUCGGUGUCGCCGGGAUUGUUGGAAUCGGCGCACUCGCUCGCCCUGCUCCGGUGGUGAUCGGAAGCUUCGUCGGAGCUUACUCUCUCGGCGUUGGAAUUUCUAUUUUUCUUGGUUUAUCCGCUUAAAAUUUAUUUCUUUUUUCCUUUUUUAUUUAUUUAUUUUGUGUCUUUGAUGAAAUUUUCCCUUUUUAUUUGUUGUAUAUUGUGAAUAUUAACUUAAAUAAAUUAAUGUGCAUAGUGUAUAUUUUUCCUUUA
Molecule: messenger RNA, 671 nt
Organism: Lotus japonicus
Lineage: Eukaryota; Viridiplantae; Streptophyta; Magnoliopsida; Fabales; Fabaceae
Exons: 1
Coding region: 45-542 (165 amino acids)
Source: RefSeq, a predicted model, not a curated record